Messenger RNA from Venustampulla echinocandica, 1143 nucleotides. Its product is annotated as Clavaminate synthase-like protein. The coding region runs from base 1 to 1143 and encodes 380 amino acids. NCBI's taxonomy places the organism in Eukaryota, Fungi, Ascomycota, Leotiomycetes, Helotiales, Pleuroascaceae. The transcript is spliced from 2 exons. Gene Ontology annotation, molecular function: dioxygenase activity. The record is from RefSeq and is a predicted model, not a curated record.
AUGGCAACUCAAGUCCUGACAACCACCUCCCCUCAUGACCUUCCUGUGCCGCAAAUUUUAGAACCCCAUCAAUUCCAAAACCUGCCGCCUUUUCCCAACGACAUACCUACGGCUCCUUUGGUCCGGCUAUCCCUCAAGCAACUGCGUAAAGCCGACUCGGAAUCCCUUAGGCUCUUCGAGUCCUGCAAAAACCUGGGGUUUUUUUACCUCGAUCUUAGGGGGGAUGUAGAGGGGGAAGCGCUUCUGAAAGAAGCAGGUCAGUUGUUCGAUUUCGCGCCCAAAUUCUACGACCUAGGAGCAGAGGAGCUGCGGAAAUAUGAUCGUCAAAGUCAGGGAAGCUACAUCGGGUAUAAAGGGUUUGGAAGCAAUAUUGUAGAUGAGAAGGGGAAUUUGGAUAGGAGCGAGUUUUACAAUAUACCGAAAGACGAGUUCCUCAACAUUUCACCCAACCCAUAUGAUCAUCCGCAGCUCAUCUAUGACAACAAGCCCGUCAUAGUAUCAUACAUCCUGCACUCCCACUCCCUAGUCUCAUUCAUUCUCACGCACCUCAACAAACACCUGCGUCUACCCCUUGAAACCCUGACCAAACUGCACGCCCUCCAAUCCCCCUCAGGUGACCAAAUCCGCCUCAUCAAGGCCCCUCCGCAGCCUCCCUCGGACCAACAGCUCUCCCUUGGAAAGCACACCGACUUCGGCAGCGUCACGCUCCUCUUCAACCGUCUAGGAGGUUUACAAAUCUUACCGCCUCCUUCAAUCGUACCCGACGGCACUGAGCCACAAUGGACAUUCGUCAAACCACUCCCGGGGCAUUGUAUUGUGAACCUAGGCGACGCGAUGACCAAAUUUACGCGUGGGGUAUUGAGGAGUAAUAUCCAUAGGGUUGUCAGCCCACCUGGAGAACAGGCUACUCAAACUAGGUAUAGUCUUGUUUAUUUUUCGCGGCCUAAUGAUGAUGUGCCGCUGAAGGGGUUGGAUGAUGGAGGUAAUGAAGGGGUCAUUCCGAAAUGGGAAGGGGAAGGGGAGGAGGAUGGUAUGAAUAGUAAGGAUUGGAUUUUGUUGCAGGCGCUGAGGUUGAAGAGCGAUAAUAAUAUUUUAGUCGAGGAGAGGAAGAAAUUGUGGGAGGCGAGUGGGAGGGGAACUUGA